Molecule: messenger RNA, 4526 nt
Organism: Nematolebias whitei (Rio pearlfish)
Lineage: Eukaryota; Metazoa; Chordata; Actinopteri; Cyprinodontiformes; Rivulidae
Product: NACHT and WD repeat domain-containing protein 2
Exons: 6
Coding region: 1-4494 (1497 amino acids)
Molecular function (GO): protein binding
Source: RefSeq, a predicted model, not a curated record
AUGAAGCGAAUGAAUCCACGCUGGAAGUCGCCUCCCAUGUGGCCGUCGGGAGUGGGGAGCAGGCAGCCCUGCCCGCGGGAGUCGGCGCUGCGCAGGGCGGCCAUCAGCGGCAACAUCCACGCGUUGCCGCCGAACCAUGUCCCCAUCGGGCGCAGCGUCCGGGUUUUCAUCUGCGCCAACCCCGAUGACACAGAAGCGGAGAGAAACGCACUGAAAGAGCACGUUUACCCCAAACUACGCGACUUUUGCAGGGAGAACUAUGGGAUUGAAUUCCAGGUGGUGGACCUGUACUGGGGAGUAGACCCAGAGGAGUGGGACAGUCCCGAGCUGCACAGACUCCGAAUGAAGCUUCUGGAGGAGUGUUUGAAAACCUCAGCUGGGCCGUGCUUUGUUGCUCUGGUGGGAGAAAAAUACGGCAGCAUCCGGGUGCCAGGGGAGGUGGAGUCAGCAGAGUUUGAGAUGAUCCUGGAUGCAGCUGUGGAGGCGGGGCUGGACACACACAUCUUGGAAGAGUGGUACUGCAGGGAUGAAAACUCUGUGCCACCCGCUUACUACCUCAAACCCAAAGCCCAAAUGCUCAAGAACUACCAGAACUCUGCCUAUACAUGGCUUCAGAAAGAGAUGGGUCCCGAAACUGAUCCAGUGGUCAUCGUUCGGUUUAUUGGCUCCAGCCAGCCCUCCACAGACCUACGAACUCUACUCCAGAGCAUCUGUGAACAGAUUGCAAUAAACUACCGCUGCCUGAUUCACUUUUUGCCUAACAAGAUUCAGGAGAUGAGGGAACUCCUUAUAAACCUUCUUGGUGAAUCUUCAUUCCAUAGGCCUUUGGUCAUCGUCCUGGAUGCCUUAGAGCAGCUCUCAGAUGCAGAUGACGCUCGCAAGCUGUGGUGGCUCCCUGUACAGCUUCCUCGCACUGUCCGCAUUGUCGUUUCAACUUUGCCUAAUAAGCAUGGCAUCUUGCAGAAGCUCCGCCACCUCAUCCAUGAUGAGAGGUAUUACGUGGAGCUAAUUCAGAGGGACCGAAAAGUCUGCAGUCAAAUGUUAAAGCAACAGUUGCUUGGGGUGAAAAGAAAAGUAACCUCAGGCCAACAGAUUUAUGUCAACGAGGCACUUGCCAAGUGUACAUUGCCUAUGUUCAUCAACCUCAUCUACAGGGAAGUAGUUCACUGGCGGUCUCACAAGGAUGUGGAUGAUAAAUCUCUCUGCUCUACAGUGCAUGAAAGCAUAGAACAUCUAUUCUACUCUGUGGAAAACAAGCUGGGCCAGCGAUUUGUCUUCAGGGCACUAGGAUAUAUCACCAUGGCCAAGGCUGGACUAACAGAAGUUGAGCUAGAAGAUAUCCUGUCACUUGAUAACAUAGUUCUUGGGGAUGUCAUUGUAGCCAGUUACCUCAAAAACCCUUUAAGGAUCUCCUAUGACUUAGUUGCUAAGCUCAGAGAGGAACUAGAAGGCUAUCUGGUGGAACGACAAGUGCGAAAUGUCACACUGAUGGUCUGGGCCAACAGGCACCUGCACCUUAUUGCCCAGAAGCUGUAUCUCAGCAAUGAGGAGGAUGUGCAUCAGAUGCACAGCCUCUUGGCUGAGUACUUUUUGGGGGCAUGGGCAGGAGGCAGGAAGAAGAUCUUCACUUACGAUAACAAUCAUUUCACCUCCCUGAACAUUUCUCAUCACAAAAACCCACAUCAUCAACAGUCCCAUGAAAAAACCUCCUCUGAUAAGUACUCAUAUGACAGACAGACCCCUGAACAGCCUUGGGUGUUCCAGUGCAACCUUUUGGAGCCUGACAUUUUCUUUGUCAAUCACAGGAAGAUGACAGAGCUAGUGUACCACCUUACCAGGAGUGGGCGCACAGAUGAUCUUAUGUUUGGUGUUAUUAUGAACUUCAGCUGGCUCUACACAAUGAUCAAGAUUGGCCAGUUCGAUAAGGCUUUAACAGACAUAGACCUAGCGUACAGCUGCAGCCAAGAAAAAGAGCUGAAGUUUUUGGCUACCACUCUUCGUAGCAUAAAGGUUAAAGUACUAAAAAGCCCUGCAUCACUGUCGGCUGAGCUGCAGCAAAGGCUCUUACCAGUUGUCACUUCUCUACCUAGGCUUAGACACCUCCUCCUGGAGUGUGACAAAGAUGGCCCAAAGUACUGCUCUAUAGUGCCUCUCCACUCCUCUAUGGAUGUCACCUACAGUCCAGAAAGGCUUCCUCUUUGCUCCAGCUACAUGCAAAUUGUAGAGAUUUUGCCCACUCUAGCCCCAAACAUUGUCCUAGCAGCAUUAGAAGAUGGAUCUAUCAGUACUUGGGAUGUAGAGAGCAGGCAGCUCUUACGACAGAUUGACACAGCCAAGUCUGUUGUACUAGGAAUAAGGCUAACCACUGAUGAGAAGUAUCUGGUUGUUGCCACAACCAAAAAUACCCUGCUCAUCUAUGAUAAUCACAAGUCUUGCCUUUUAUCAGAAGUUGAAAUAAAAGGGUCAAAGCACAGUGGUGUCACUGGGGGAGUCGCAUUUAUCAAUGGUUUUACUCUUUCUACCCAUCAUGCUUUGGCUUGGCUUGAGGCUAGUAAAGACAUCAGCAUCAUUGAUCUUGUCUAUGGCUGGCCUCUUUACCAGUUUCAUUGUUGGUACGAGGUGACUUGUGUCCAAUGCUCACCAGAUGGGUUGUAUGCCUUCUGUGGCCAGUACCUCAACACAACAUCCAUCUUUCAUCUAGGAAAUGGGGAGAAGUUGGCCACUGUGACAUCUGAGUUUUCUGGGGGGUUUGUAAAGUCCAUCCUUGUUUUGGACACCCUAAGCCAAAUGGUAAUGAUCGACAAUGAAGGUAGUUUGUCAGUAUGGAAUACCAAAGAGGUUACCAACCCGAAGCUCAUGGAGGACUAUGAUUGUCGAGGGGAUGAGAGUGAAGUAUUAGGUAUAGAGUUAUCUGAAGAUCAGCGUUCCAUUCUUAUUUGCAAGGUCUGGAGUAUCGAGGUGCUUGACACAAAACUAUGGAAAAUGGUAGAGAAAUUCAAAGCCAAACGUACUGAACGCUUUGUUGCUGCUGUUCUCUCCAAAAAUGGUCAGAGCAUUGUGGCCUCCAUGGAGAACACAUCCUCCAUUUUUGUCUGGAGGAGGGACAGUGGACAAUGCAUGGCUAGCCUGAUUGAAAUCUCAGGGGCUAUUGUUAAACUCAUCAAAUCAGCCCACCACAACUUGCUCCUUUCUGUUGCCAGCAGUGGAGUUCUGUCUGUUUGGGACAUUGAUAUAAUCACCGCCAUGUCUAACAUUGACAAAACAGGCAAGAAGAUCCAGACCUUGCAACUGACUGGUCGAGAGGACUAUGUAUUUACCAUGGAUGGCUCAGAAGCUGUACACAAGUGGAACUUUAGCACUGGCUUCAUUGAGACAGUCUUCAAACAUGAGGGCAUAGUGGAGAACUGUGUCCUAACCUCCUCAGGGGAUCUCAUGGUGACUUCAGACGACAAGUCUAGUCAGUACAUCUGGCAAACCAGCACCGGAGAAAACAUCUUUCGCAUAAAUGGACAGAGAAUAUCACAGUUGCUGAUCACCCACAAUGACCAGUUUGUGGUGUCUCUCUGUGAGCAAAAUGCCUCUAGAGUCUGGAGGCUUGCUACUGGGCACAAAGUGUGUAACAUUUUAGUCACACUCCAGAAUGCACUUAUCACCACAGCUAACACUUUUUUAGUGGGAACAUCUAAGAAUAAACUUCUUGCUGUCAGCCUGUGGUCAGGCAGCGUGUCUAAAAAAUUUGUCUGUGAUGAUGGCAUCACCAUUGUCAACUUCAAGCUCAUUCCUGACUGCCCUGACUGCGUAGUCUUCAUCACGUCCACAGAGACCGUCUUCAUCUGGAGUGUAGCGGAUGAGUCAGUAUGCCGGCGAGUCCAGCUGCCAACCAAUUUUCUCAAAAAUCUAGAGGACUUUCAGAUCUCACCAAACGGGAAAUUGGGAAUAGUUUCCAAAGGUGACGAGAACAUCAAUGUUCUGGAUCUUCACAGUGGGAAGCUGAGGCUUGUCCAUGCAGCGGGCAUAAUCUGGCGUCAAAAAUUAUCAAGAGAUGGACGUUAUCUUGUGUAUGUUUGCUUCCGGAACUGUGAUGAGGAUGACGAUGCAGGUGUAGUAUCCAAUCUGAUUGUGAUGCGCCUCGCAGAUGGCAAGAGCAUCGGCACAUGUUCGCUUUACAAGACGCCCACCUUCCUGUCUCUCUCUCAGCGAGCACUAAACAUCAUAAUAGGCUUUGAGGAUGGCAGCAUUGGCACAUACACAGUUGUGGAUCGUGUGGAUGCCACCCUUAAGAUCAAGAUAGCCACCUCCAACAGCCGACAGAUUGUUAACAAUGCCUCACAGAAAGUGCGCCCCAAAUGUGGCAACCAUUCCUUUAAGACUGUGGCCGACUGCACCUGGAGGGAGUCAACAGAAGUCUUCUCAAGAGACAGCCCCAUCAAUGUGUCAGACUCCGGAGAGGGAGAGUCGACGACACCUACAAAGAAGACUGAAUUGGUACAAUGAAAGUUGGAGGGCAGGUGGAGGUAAGAGAAGAG